AUGGCGAUUCUCGAUAGCAUCCCAGGCCUCGAGGUCUUUGUCUGCGUUGACGACAAGCCGCUUGCAGAAUAUGAUGAUGAUGACGAUGGCGAAGGCGAGGUUGAACAUACACAAGUCGCUGAAUACCAAGCAGCGAGAACUGUCAGUAAAUUCGUGGAGUCUGUCUCGGACAAGGAAUUCUCUAUUCGCCUCAACUUAGAAACCUCGUUUGUGAUGGACUGCGCCUCUCUUAUAUUCCCGAUCAACAUUGAUGGGAAACCCUGCUGGGAGCCGGUUUUGGCGAAGUCGAGAUUUCCCCAGAGCGUACAAGGAUCUCGUGUUCUAUCCAGGGUGACCAUAAAUGCACAAGGUGUCAGAGCUGUGGCACCGGGAAUCGAGGAGCAGGAGUUUCUUCAGAAAUUCAAAUUCUCAAAGAUUGACACUACUAUGGAUGAUGACAAGUUAGCCACUGUCCAAGAGGACAUGAAGCGCAUACAAGAGGUUGGAGAGAUCAUCGUAAAGGUCUAUAAAGGAGGAGAAAUCAAGGAUACUACCAGAAGCUCCACCACAAAUAAUAUCGAUCUGCACAGCGUUGGGGACAAAGUCCACGAGAAAGCACUCAAGGGAGACCCAAAAUCGCACAGCGCAUCGCUUGGGCCAGCAACUGAGCUCGUCAAGAAGAGUUACGUCGCAUGCCAGAAGGUAGAUGGAGUGGAUUAUCCAAUUGCUAUUUUCAAGUUUAAGUACAGGUCUCGAGAUGCCUUGAAGAGUCUCCUCAUUAUUGAGAGAACCCCCUCACCCGAGCCAGCAGAGGCACCUGUUCCUGAACCAGCAUUAAGUCUUGACAAUCUCAACCCAGCUCAGAAAACACGGCUGGAGCAGUUCUUACGGGAACUCGUCAACGACGGUGGUGCAGGCAGAAACUCUCCAAACAGAACGAUUAAGAGAGAGCAUGGUGAGGAGAAUCGAGGCGGCGAAGGCUCCCGAAAGAAGAGAAAAUCUGGGCCACCAGUGACCAUUGAUCUGACUGAUGACUAA
Hyaloscypha bicolor E is the source of this 1017-nucleotide messenger RNA. RefSeq lists its product as uncharacterized. The record is from RefSeq and is a predicted model, not a curated record. The transcript has 5 exons. Lineage: Eukaryota; Fungi; Ascomycota; Leotiomycetes; Helotiales; Hyaloscyphaceae. Bases 1 to 1017 code for a protein of 338 amino acids.